AUGCCGCAAACCAAAGCAACGAGGAAGUUCGAGAAGAACCGCCUACCAGACUUGCUCAAGAAGCGGAAAGAAGUCGCCAAAAUCAAGCAGAAGCAGCAGAUCAAGGCCAAGCGGAAAGAGAGAAAAGCCAAGGACAAUGAGCGCGCUGAGGAUGUCGAGGAUGCGAAACCUCGGCAGGGGAAGAAAGAGGCUGGUGGGAAUCCGUUUGGGGAUAUGAGUGUGGACGAGUUCUUCCAGGGCGGCUUCGACAUACCUGAGGACCCGAAAAAGAAGGGCAGGCAGGGCGCAAAGCACAAGGAGGUUCCUGCGAAGACGGGGAAGAGGAAGCGAACACAGGGCGAGGAAAACGAUGAAGCAGCUUCUUCGCCAGCGAAAUUUGGGGAAGAGGAGGCCGCGGCAAGCGAUGCGGAAACAGAUUCGGAAGCCGACCUUGGCGUACACAAGCAAGAGCUCGAUGCGUUGGCGAAGAAGGAUCCUGAGUUCUUUAAGUACUUGCAGGAGAACGACCGGGAGCUACUCGACUUUGAAGAAGACGCGGACCUUGCUGGUAUUGAUGCGCUGAGCGACAGCGGGGAUGAGGGUGCGCCUAAGAAGAAGCAAAAGAAGGACAAGAAGCACGACGAAGAGAUGGAAGACGAUGCAGGCAACGAGGUCACGAAGGCUAUGGUUAAGAAGUGGCGGACGGCCAUGACGGAACAGCGCUCGCUGCGUGCCACAAGGGAGGUCGUUCUGGCUUUCCGUGCAGCGGCGCAUCUUAAUGAAGAGGAUGACAAGCAGUACAAAUACUCCAUCUCGAAUCCGGAUGUCUACCAUGACCUGCUCAUUGCUGCCCUCACCCAUAUACCUGAAGUCCUCCAACACCACCUACCCGUCAAGGAGACAGCAGCGGGAAAGAUCCGCCUACCCUCCGAUACCAAAAAGUACCGCACCCUCACGCCUCUCCUCAAGUCGCACACCGCCUCGCUCCACCACCUUCUCGAAAACCUAUCCGACACCUCUACCCUCAAGCUCACACUAUCCUCCCUCCUCCCUCUCCUCCCAUACGUCCUCUCCUUCAAAAAGGCGCUCCGCGACCUUGCCCGAACCGCUGUCUCCAUCUGGUCCGCCUCUUCCUCUACCGACGCUACCCGCAUCUCCGCCUUCCUCGUCCUGCGGCGCCUGAUGGUAAUCGGCGACCCCAGCAUCCGCGAAGCAGUCCUCAAAGCCGUCUACACCGGGCUCGUCAAGUCGAGCCGCGCGACGACAGUGCACACCCUAGCCGGCUUGAACCUAAUGAAGAAUUCCGCCGCGGAGCUCUGGGGUCUCGACGCCUCAGUCGGCUACACAACCGCCUUCGGCUUCAUCCGACAAGCGGCGAUCCACCUGCGGAACAGCAUCACGAACAAGACCAAAGACAGCUACAAGAACGUGUACAACUGGCAGUACGUGCACUCGCUAGACUUCUGGAGCCGCGUCCUAAGCGUGCACUGCGACGCGCUCAAAGAAGCCGAACGAGGCCGCGAGAGCGAGUUACGGCCGCUCGUGUAUCCCGUCACGCAAGUCACGCUCGGCGCCAUGCGCCUGAUCCCUACGGCGCAAUACUUCCCGCUGCGCUUCCAGCUCGUGCGGAGCCUGUUGCGGCUCAGUAGGGCGACGGGCGUGUAUAUCCCGCUGGCCCCGGCGCUGCUCGAGGUCCUGUCCUCCGCGGAGAUGAAGAAGAGCCCCAAGCCCAGCACGCUCAAGGCGCUGGAAUUCACGACGAGCAUCAGGGCCGGCGCGAGUUACCUGCGGAUGCGCGUCUAUCAGGACGGUGUCGGCGAGCAGGUCGCGGAGCUGCUGGCCGAGUUCUUCGUGCUGUGGGCGAAGAACAUCGCGUUUCCUGAGCUGGCGCUGCCGGUGGUGGUGAUGCUGAAGAGAUGGCUUAAGGAGGCGAACAAUAAAUCCACGGGCAACAAGAAUGGGAAGGUUAAUGGGAUGGUGGCGCUCGUGAUCCAGAAGCUUGAAGCGAACUCAAGGUGGAUUGAGGAAAGGAGGGCGAAGGUCGAGUUUGCGCCUAAUGAUCGGGCGGGCGUGGAAGGGUUUCUUAAGGAGGUCGAGUGGCAGAAGACGCCGCUGGGAGCGUUUGUGGCGGGGCAGAGGACGGUGAGGGAGGAGAAGGCGAAGGUGUUGGAGGAGGCGAGGAGGGAGGAGGAAAGGAAGAGAAAGGAGGAGAGGGACGAGGAGCAGAGGGAUAGGAUAGAGGAAGUUGAUGGCGUCGAGAGUGAGGAGAGUGAUCAGGAUAUGGAAGACGUAUCUGAUGAAGAGGAUGAGGAGUAG
Molecule: messenger RNA, 2295 nt
Organism: Coniosporium apollinis CBS 100218
Lineage: Eukaryota; Fungi; Ascomycota; Dothideomycetes
Exons: 3
Coding region: 1-2295 (764 amino acids)
Biological process (GO): ribosomal large subunit biogenesis
Cellular component (GO): Noc2p-Noc3p complex; nucleoplasm; nucleolus
Source: RefSeq, a predicted model, not a curated record